UUAUACUACUGUGUAUCGUGGAAGGACUGUGAGUGACACACUGCAAAGGCUGCAUUCAAUUAGACAUAUACUGAAAAAACACAUGUAGCCCAAGGAGGGUCUAUUAAAAAGAAGCCUUGGCUGACAGUGGUAUGAUUUUAAAGAACAGUAGCUUAAAGGUGAAGGGAAGAAGACUGCACAGAAUUUUAGGUAAAAUAAGCACAAAACCCUUUACAAAAAACACUACUUCCAAGCACAUCCACAUGACUGCAGAUUGAAAGCAUCUGGAUGGCUUUGAGAGGAAAAGAAAACAGAGCCAUGUGAAUGGAUACAUUACUACCAGCUGAUGGAACUCUUAUAGGAUUCUAAGGGAAUGAGGACCACAGGUUCCUGGUGAGGACUGGGUCUCUGUGGCCCCUGGGUGGCUGCUCUCUCCAGCCAACUGAACUCUUGAGACAUGAUAACUCCAGGCCCUCCAUCCUCUUCAUAGCUGCCAUCUGCUGCUUGGGAAAAGAUGCUGAAGUCAACUCAUGUGAAGGCCCUGAGAUUAUGGCUGAGGAUGCGAUUGAAGAGAAGUCCGGUUCUUGGUUUUUGCUUCCUGUGUGCCUUGUCUGUGGCAUUAAUUAAUAGUUUGCCCUCGAUUCCCGCAGACAGUAAUGGAAAAACUGAUUUUCUGCAACUUAUACAGCACAGGAAGGCUUCCCGACACAAAAGAUUGUGGACUGACACGAGAGACUCUGUGCCAAAGCUGCUCCAAAGCUCUGACCACAGGAGCUGGGAUUUGGGCCCAAAAAUUUCGAGUCAUGGAACACAACCAUUUAUUAAUGCCAGCCACGAUUGCAAGGAGAAAAAUAAUUUAGGUCAGCUUAACCAGCAAUCACUAUGGAAACAUAAUCAUAAAGAAACCAAAGAGCAGAGGACUUUAACCAAAGAACGUUUACAUGGUGUACUUAAUACCACCAACAUAAAACCAAAAAACAUCAUUCUGGAAAGCCAAAUAAAUAAAGCAAGACACAUAUAUUUACAAACUCAUAUAGAUGUUCUUGCAGGCAAGAAUUAUAAUAAGAUCAAGAAAAGAAAGAGCUUAUUUCCGAAACCCAAUGUGGUUAUCAACAAUUCUUGGCACAAAGGAACUGCUCAAUUACAAUUAGUACCUAACCACGACUCAGAUCUCCAGCCAGGAUUUUUCCACUGGCGACCAGAUAAACGUACGGCCUUAUCAGAAGCCGAUAGAAAAGGUCCUGUACUUAAUGGGAAGGCUGCCAGAGAGCACUUAGAUAAUCAAACUGAUUUGGCUCAGGGAACUUCAAACAAAAAUAAAAAACAUUUAGGUUUACAGUGCUCGUCGUUUCAUCAAGUGGCAGUGCAACAAAGAAAGGAAGAAGGUCUCAGCAACCAAGAAACCCCCUGGUUUUCUUCAGAUGACUUACAGAAGAUGAGGUUAUUGUCGAAGGGACAGAUUGUAGCAAAGUCUAGAAUUCCUGCACACGGACAGGUCCUUAAAGUUGUUCUAUGCCACAACUCACUGAUGAGUGAUUGUCAAAUGAAGAUUCAUUGCUCGCAGGGAGUCUGUGGAUUAAUAAAGAGACCCAAUGAUUUAUAUGAAGUUCUAGCAUUUCAUCUUGACAGGAUCCUGGGGCUGAAUAGGAGCCUUCCAGCUGUAGCUCGCAAAUUUAUUAGUGACUUAUUGCCUUAUAAGUAUACCAACGGCGUUGCAAGACCAAUCAUAUGGUGGGCCCCGGACAUUAUGCAUUUAAAUGACACCAACAAUGAUCAGAACUCCCAUGCCGUGGGAUGGUUGGAAUAUCAGACCAUGCUGAAACACAGGUGUGGCAUGGAGGACACUGGUACCCACAUUAAUACACCCCCAUGUGUGGGCAUAAAACAUACAGAAUGGACAAAGCUGUCUCUUUUUGACUUUCUUCUUCAGGUCCAAGAUCGACUGGAUCGUUACUGCUGUGGAUUCAAACCUGACCCUACUGAAUCAUGUGUAGAAGAGCUUAUGCAUGACAAAUGUGGGAACCCAAUGGAACUUGUCUUAGUGCACAUCCUGGUACGUCAAAGUAACCCAUCUCAACUGGUUUAUAUUGACAAUGCUGGACGACCCGAUCACCCUGAAGACAAUCUUAAUUUUAGACUUCUACAAGGCAUAGAUGGGUUUCCGGCGUCCGUUGUGCAACUUCUCAAGUCCGGAUGUUUGCAGAACAUGCUGUUAAAGUCAUUGCAGAUGGACGAUGAGUUCUGGAAAAGCCAAGGAGGCUAUGAAGGGGUAAAGAAAUUAGUUGAGACCAUAAACCGAAGAGGAGAGAUCCUUGUGAAAUACAUAGAUGACCACAAUCUAACCCUUACCUCUCCACUAUAAGAAAAUAAAUUAAAGCAUUCUGUGAUCUGUGAAACAUUUGCCUGGAACUGUUUACUUGCUUUCUAGAUAAUAAAGGAAAUCUCCAAACACAUAAGAAACUUCAGCUAGCUGAAGUGUUUUAUGUGUUAACAUUGUGCCAUUUUUUUUAUUUUAUUUUAUAAAGGUUCUGUUGGCUCCACUGAGCUAACGGAAGCAGAAGGCGUGCUUGGCUAGAGCACGCCUGCUUUUAAUUCUCAAUGAACUGUAUUACAGCUUAUUAAGAAGUGUGAAUAAAAAAGCCAUGCAUGAGAAACCUCUGGUCAAUUUGCCAAGAUAGAUGGGGAAGUCUUCAGUAGCUGCAGAUAUUAGAUCUGCAGCUAUUGCAAGCCAAUUUUUCAAAUACCCCCAAAAAAUACUCCCAAAAUGAAAAUACAUAAGUUGUGUCUUUGCAGGUCUUGGACUUUAAAUUACAUUGCAAAAAAAUAAAUAUAUUACUGACACAACAAGAUCAUGUUACUGUCAAUGUUAGCUACAUCCAAUAAAUCCCCCUCCCCACCUGACCCAAGAUUUAGAAUUCAACAUACACUUUAGUUCUGAUGUUGAUAAAACAUGAACAAUAUGAAUAUUUAGAACUGGUUUGGGAAUCUUUGUCUUAAAGGCUAAACAUUUGUUUGUAUAUAUAUACGUACAGUUUACACAAAAGGUAUGCUCUUGAAUAGUGGAAUGCAUCCUUUUCAACUAUUUUUUAAAUCGCUGACGAAUACAUUUCAGUUGUGAUAUUGGGAGUUUUGAACCGGAUGCAGGUUGCGUAGAACAAUCAGACUCUGAUGUACAUAAUGCACAAGGAGAGUCGUCGAGUUCAUACUCUCUGAAAUGUGAAAUAUAUUUGAUAUAAAUAUGUAUUAUUUGGUUUCCUUGUAUUGUUUUUUUUUUAUUGUUCUCUGGGAUAUAUCCAGACUGUAAUCUACAGAAUCACAUUUACCUAAAGGUAGAGAUUUCUGGAGGAAGCAAAAAUGAGACGAGCACUUCUAGAGAUGAAGCAAGUCUAAAAAUAAAAAUAUUCCAGGUUUGUAUUGUUCCGUCUUUUGAAAAUAUACCACUGAACUGUGUGACUCUACCUUACUAUUUCAGGUAAAGAUGUAGUUAUAGUAUAAUAAAUGUGUUUUGUGAUAAACUGUGUACAUGCCGGUAAUAGGAAUCGAAGCUAACAUGUAAUUUACUUUCAAGAAAAGAAAACAACUUUUUAUGUUUUUAUAUUUUUUCAAUUUCAUAUGUAUUAACUUGAUGCCUAUACUGUAUAUUUUCAGUUUUCAUAAUAAAUG
Pelobates fuscus (common spadefoot toad) is the source of this 3642-nucleotide messenger RNA. RefSeq names its product golgi associated kinase 1A (gene GASK1A). The record is from RefSeq and is a predicted model, not a curated record. The transcript is spliced from 6 exons. Lineage: Eukaryota; Metazoa; Chordata; Amphibia; Anura; Pelobatidae. Bases 494 to 2341 code for a protein of 615 amino acids. Gene Ontology annotation, cellular component: Golgi apparatus.